AUGGCUAAGCUUAAUUUUUAUUUCGAUCCGCUAUCGGAACCUUGCAGAUCUGUGCAGUUAUUUUUGGAAGCUAACAAGAUUCCAUAUGAGACAAAACAUACAGACUUAAUAACAGCUGCUACUCGAACGGAGGAAUACAGGAAAAUUAGUCCAACUCAGACUGUGCCUGCUAUUGUACACGGAGAAUUUAAACUGUUCGAGAGUGUUGCCAUCUUGCAAUAUCUAGCUGGUGCAUUCUCAACACCAGACCAUUGGUAUCCUAGCGAAGCAAAGAAACGAGCUCGGAUUAAUGAAUAUCUGCACUGGCAUCACUUAAACUCGAGAUGGAAGGGAGGCUUGCUGGUAGUUAUGAAAUACAUUUAUUUACCCCAUUUCUAUAAGCAAGAGGUUAGCGAAGAGGAUAAGAAAGGCUCGAUUAUUGCUCUAAAGCAAACGUUGGACACAUUUGAAAACUAUUUCUUGAAAGACAACAGAUUUAUAGCAGGGGAUGAAAUUUCCAUUGCUGACCUGAUGGCGGUAGGAGAGCUCAUUGCUCCGGAUAUAAUUGGAGUGUAUGUUGGCAAGGGUCGACCAAGAGUGCAAGCAUGGCAUCAAAAUAUUAAAGCUGCUCUAGGAGCAGUUUAUGAUAGUGUGCAUGCAGCUAUGUAUAAACACAUGGAUGAUAUCAAGGGUCUAGUGCCUCCAAUCGAUUACUAA
Trichoplax adhaerens is the source of this 696-nucleotide messenger RNA. RefSeq lists its product as uncharacterized. Bases 1 to 696 code for a protein of 231 amino acids. The transcript has 4 exons. Gene Ontology annotation, cellular component: cytoplasm. The record is from RefSeq and is a predicted model, not a curated record. Lineage: Eukaryota; Metazoa; Placozoa; Uniplacotomia; Trichoplacea; Trichoplacidae. Gene Ontology annotation, biological process: glutathione metabolic process. Gene Ontology annotation, molecular function: glutathione transferase activity.